UAGCAGCAGCAGCAGCAGCAGCGAGCCGACCUGCUGCAGUUGUGUGAGGGCGCCGCUGGGUGAGUCCCUCUCUCCGCUGCUUCUGUCUCCACAGCUCCCUUUUCCAAAAGAAAAGAAGAGGAGAACUAGGUCCGGGGAGGAGGGCCGCCGCCAUUAUCGGAAAGCUGGCAGAAAUACCACUUUCACACACGCAAUCUGCUCACAAAUUGAUCAGGACAUGAACAUAUUUCCGUUGCAGCAGAAACAUAUUUGAGACCAAACACCACGGCGAUUGCAACAAACUCACCGUUGUCUCGCGUGCGCGACCGGCCCAGCAUUAUGUGGGCACAACAAUGGACAGAAUAAUUAUUGAAAAAGCAACGUGGUGAACCGAGCAGAGGACGGCUGGGCUGAUUUUUGUACGCCUGAAUUUCUCACGAGGAAAAGCCUCUUGCAAGAACAAAAUCGGAUCGCUCUGUCAUUUGGGAUAUUUAUUUCUUCCUUCCCCGUGUUUAAUUGCAACGUGAUGCUAAACAAGAGAAUCCAGGCAUGGGUAAUGGAUAUUUAAAUCAAAUUACCUCAUCGCACAAGUUGUAGUGUUAUCAGUGUUAUCUGUGAAUUGAGACGACCCACAGUGUAUUCUGCGGCUUUAUGCUUAUGCACAUCAGGCGGCGAGGGCUGCGGCAAGCGCUGGCCUGACAGAUGCAAGAGGAGAAAGGGAGAAAUGCGAUGGUUCUGAUUCAUAUAAGGAGUGAAUGAAAGAACCCUCUGCUCAUAUCACUGCACUGCUAUUUAUUAAAGUCGAAGCCCAGCAGAAGAAAGUGAAAUCUGAUCUCCUGUGUGGAUCAGCAACUUUAUGGACAAACAUUCAAGUGAACAACUUUAUACAGUGCCUGUUUAUGGCAGGAUGAGUUUCAGCAGACUAUGAUGGCGAAAAAGCAAGAUGCUCGGUCGCCCAUUUACAACCUCAUUGUGGUGGGUUUGUCAGGAACAGAGAAAGAGAAGGGGCAAUGUGGGGUUGGCAAGUCCUGCUUGUGUAAUAGGUUUGUGCGGCCCAGUGCUGAUGACUUCUACCUGGACCACACAUCAGUGUUGAGCACCAGUGACUUUGGGGGUCGAGUGGUUAACAAUGAUCACUUUCUGUUUUGGGGGGAGGUGUCACGGGUUCUGGAGGAGGGGCCUGAGUGCAGGAUGCAUGUUGUGGAGCAAACUGAAUUCAUUGAUGACCAGACAUUUCAGCCACACCGUAGCACUGCUAUGCAGCCCUAUAUCAAACGGGCAGCUGCAACCAAGCUGGCCUCAGCAGAGAAGCUUAUGUACUUCUGUACAGAUCAGCUGGGCCUGGAGCAAGACUUUGAGCAAAAACAAAUGCCUGAGGGAAAGCUGCAGGUCGACGGCUUUCUGCUUUGUGUUGAUGUCAGCCGGGGCAUGAACCGCAACUUUGAUGACCAGCUGAAAUUUGUCACAAACCUGUAUGGUCAGCUUAGCAAGACCAAGAAGCCCAUUGUGCUGGUCCUCACCAAAUGUGAUGAAGGAGUUGAACGCUACAUCAAAGAUGCUCAUACCUUCGCCAUCACAAAAAAGAGUCUGCCAGUAGUCGAGACAUCUGCACGCUCAAAUAUAAAUGUGGACCUUGCCUUCCUCACUUUGGUUCAGCUUAUUGAUAAGAGCAGGGGAAAACCCAAGAUCAUUCCUUACUUUGAAGCUCUAAAGCUCCAGAGUCAGCAGAUAGCUUCUGCCAAGGAUCGCUAUGAAUGGCUUAUCAACCGCAUAGUAAAGAAUCAUAAUGAAACCUGGUUAAACACCAGCCGACGCAUGAACACCUCCCCAGAGUACAAAGAAUACGUCUUCUUGGAGGGAACGGCUAAAUGCAAGAAGCUUUUUCAACAGCAUGUCUACCGUCUGAAGCAGGAGCAUAUCGAGAGGCGUCGCAAAAUAUACUUAAGCACUCUUCCUUUAGCACUUAGUUCUUUGGUGCCUGACCUGGAUGAGAUAGAUCAGCUGAGCUGGUCUGGGGUACAGAAGGUCUUAGAGUCCAAGCAGCACUUUGCCCACUGGUUUGUUGUUCUGGAGGACUCACCAUGGGAGGAUACAUCACACAUUGACAACAUGGAAGAUGAACGAAUCCCUUCUGACCUACUGGAGACUGCUGAAGCAGAGGACAUAUUUAAUGCCCACCUGGAACAUCUGCGAAAUGAGUGCAGACGGGCAGAGAUGAGGCUGGAGUUCAAACAUAAGUUAGCCUCCUCUCCAUUUGUCACACCUGGUAGACCUUGGGAGGAGGCCCGCAGCUUUAUCAUGAAUGAAGAGUUCUACCAGUGGCUUGAGGAGCCAGAGUACUUGGACCUGUACAACCGCCAUCAGAAGGAGAUCAUUGACCGUGCUAAAGAGGACUUCCAGGAGCUCUUACUGGAGUACUCUGAGCUUUUUUAUGAGCUUGAGGUGGAUGCCAAGCCAAGCAAGGAGAAGAUGGGGGCAAUUCAGGAGGUUUUGGGGGAGGAACAGAGGUUCAAGGCUCUACAAAAGCUCCCAGCUGAAAGAGAUGCUCUGGUAUUGAAGCAUAUCCACUUUGUGUAUCACCCCACCAAGGAGACCUGCCCUAGCAGUCCUCACUGCGGAGACUCUAAGAUUGAACAGCUCUUAGUUUCACGUUUCCCCACGUGUUACCCCUUUUUUGAUGUAAAGGCUCAUUUUGGGGACACCAAGGCUGACAGAAUUAACCUUGUCAUACUAGGGAAGGAUGGACUGGCCAGAGAAUUUGCCAAUGAGAUUAGGGCUCUCUGCACAAAUGAUGACUGGUAUGUGUUAGAUGGGAAGAUGUACGAACUGACGCUGCGGCCUAUCGAGGGAAAUGUACGUCUUCCAGUAAAUUCCUUCCACACCCCCACUUUCACCCCUCACGGAUGUCUGUGUCUGUAUAACUCAAAAGAGUCCCUCUCUUAUGUGAUUGAAAGCCUUGAGCGACUUAGGGAAUCAACUCUAGGUCGGAGAGAUAGCCAGCUAGCACAGCUGCCAACAUCACUUCUUUUAGUCACUAAAAGAGGCGUAGGAUCAUAUGUGGAUAUAGGUGGAGAAACUGCCUUAAACCUUAUAACACAGGGACAGCAAGUUGCAAGGAGGCUGCAGUGUAGCUUUUUAGACCCUGCCUCCCCUGGUGUGGGCUAUGGCCAUAAUGUCAAUGAGACCCAAAUCAACCAAGUGCUGAGGGGGCUACUGGAUAUUAGGAGGAGCACAUCCUUUAGUAGCAGCUCCCCACCCCUCCUCCCUGAGCCUCCAGGUCUCAGAGACUCUCCUCAUCAGCCGGCACCAGAGGCAGACCUUCGCAUUGUCAUGUGCUUAAUGUGUGGAGACUCCUAUGACAUUGAGCAGCUCCUGUCCCCCUUUCUUAUGCAUCAGCACUGCAGGCCCAUGUCUAAUUGUGGAACCUCUGUAUUGCUGGAGCAGACAGUUGGUGGACACAAGCUGGCUAUAGAGCUCUCUCUGCUGUCAUACCACGCUUCCUUCACUUUGCGGAAGAGCAGGUUAGUGCACGGCUACAUUGCUGUGUACUCGGUCUCCCGAAAAGCCUCCCUGGAGACCCUGUGUGCAUUCUUGUGUGAGGUUCAGGACAUCAUCCCAGUUCAGCUGUUGGCAGUGGGAGAUAGCCAGGCAGAGCUCACCGACAGUGACUAUGCCUGUGAGCAGCUGAUCCAGGGGGAGGAGCUAGCCCAUGAGAUUGAGGGUCGUUUCAAUAGCGUGGUCUGCGGAUCUGGGGGGGUGGUGGGAGGCCUGCACAGGAUCGAAAUGUUCCAUUCGUUCCUGAUGGAGGUGGUAGAGAAACGCAACAUUGUGGAGGCCACACACAUGUACGAUAAUGUUGCUGAAGCAUGCACCAAUGAAAACGUGUACUCCCCACGCUGCAGUUCUCCUAGUCCUGUCACCAUGUUCCUGGAUUCAGAGGAUGAUGUAGACCCAUCGCCACCAUACUACGAUGGCACACUCACAUCUCACAGUGGGGGCUUCAACCUGCCGGACUUAGAUUCCAGUGACAUCUCUGUCAUCUCUGAUAUCAGGGACUUUGAGAACAAACUCAACAACAAAGUGCCCCCCCAAGUGAGAGUCAAACCGGGUGUCACUUUUGACUUCCGGAAGGUGAGCCGUAACCCAUAUAUCGAUACACUGGGUCAUCGUCGCUCGCUGCCUUCUGCUGUUACCUGGGUUCCUGGCGGGGAUGUGGGCUACGAUCCCUCAGACUAUGCCGAACCCAUUGAUGCUGUUUCAAAGCCCCGCCCAAGCAACGAAGAGAUCAUCUACUCAGUGCCACAUGACAGCACACAAGGCAAAAUCAUCACCAUCCGCAACUCCAACAGGAUGCACUCCAAUGGGAACGGCUCAGACAGCGAAGCAGACAGCAGCUCUCUGGAACGAAGGAGGAAGUUCUCAGCGGCGGGGGUGAAGCCCCGUCUUUACCGUGACCGCUCCAAGCGGCUCGGCAAGUUCAGCAGCUUCCGCACGAGCUUCAUAGGCAGCGAUGAUGAGAUGGGAGCUCUUCCAAAGUCCAAGGAGGAUGACUUUGGGACCCUGAAAGGUGAAAGUCUUGUUAAUGAGGAGAGUGAGGACCCAAAAAAGAGGAACAUUCUGAAGAGCCUGCGACGAACAGCCAAGAAAACAAGACCAAAGCCCCGUCCAGCUAUUCCCAAGCCCCCAGAGAGCAGUUACUUUGGGGUUCCCCUUGCGAAUGUGGUAUCCCCAGACAGACCUAUCCCACUCUUCAUCGACAAGUGUGUCCGCUUCAUUGAGACCACAGGCCUGAAUACAGAGGGUUUGUAUCGUGUAAGCGGCAACAAGUCAGAGAUGGAAAGCAUGCAGAGGCAGUUUGAACAGGACCACGGAUUAGACCUGGUGGAGAAAGACUUCUCCAUAAACACUGUGGCUGGAGCCCUCAAAAGCUUCUUCUCUGAGCUGCCUGAGCCCCUGGUGCCUUGUGCUCUGCAGGUGGACCUAUUGGAUGCUUUCAAAAUCAAUGACCGAGAACAGAGGCUAUAUACCAUGAAGGAAGUCCUGAGGAGGUUCCCCAAGGAGAAUUAUGAUGUCUUCAAAUAUGUAGUGAGCCACUUACACAAGGUGAGCCAGCUGAACAGGGUGAACUUGAUGACCAGUGAGAACUUGUCCAUCUGCUUCUGGCCCACCCUCAUGAGGCCGGACUUCACCACUAUGGAUGCCCUGACUGCCACACGCACCUACCAGACAAUCAUCGAGAGCUUCAUCCACCAGUGUGCAUUCUUCUUUUACAACCAGCCCCUCCUCGACUCCCCCACUGGCCUAGCGGGCCUCCCCGCCUCACCCACCACCACUCUCAGCGGGAGCUCUGCCUACUCUUGUUACCGCUCCUCUCCUCCCCACACCACCACACACUUCAGCCCCCUGCAGCAGUCCCCGCCCACCACCCCCCAGUCUCCCCUGCAGUCUCUGCUCCCUCCCCUCCACCAGCACCCCCACUCCCACCACUCCCCUGCCGAGCAAGAGACACUGUGAGAGACAGUGAAACCACGUGUGCCCAUGAUGAUGCUGGACCUUAUCACCAACACACACUGAAAGAAAAAAAAAAAAAAAACGUGCACUUGCACACUACAUUUUUGAUCAUGGACAACCUAGGUUAUGAAAAGAGGAGAUAGGAAGUGUAUGAGAAACUUCCCUAACCUGCCAUUUGUAUCCAUACUCGUGUGCGUCAGGGCAGGCCACCAUUAUCAGUGACUCUCCCUCUGCCCUCUGAGCCCCUGAUCGCCUGGAAUUUAACAUCAGGUCAGAAGUGGAGGACAGAGGUCGCCGUCACAGCAAGCCUCUCAUCUGUCAACAGCCACCACUUAUCCUACACUACCGAGAAAUAGAAACCUCUAUGCCAAGCUGGAAGAAUUGAUUUGUGGCCACUUUGUUUUUUUAUCUGUGUAAACUGUUUUAGUUUUUUUUCUCAUGAAAGUACUGCCACUGGAUUUUUAGACUGUUCCUCUGUAGGUCCUUUUGGGCAGCAGUUUGCUUCACAUAGCAGAGGCUCCUCUGUCUGCCUUUGGGUUUCUCUCAUCGGCUCUACUUGAGCGGUCGGCAUGGGGAGGGGAGGGGAGGGAAGGAAAGGGAGGGGAAAGGGGUUUACACAUCCAGGGAUGCACUUUAAUGAUCACUGUUGUUUUUUCCCUCAUAGGGUUGUUUUUUUGUGUUGACAUACUGUUUUCUUGUGUGUUUUUAAUUUCACACCUCAAACAGCCAUACCCAUUGCCUCUACAGAGCUCUGGCAGAUCAAACUUUGUUUACAUCAAACUUGUUUUUGUAUCCACAAACUUAUCUGAAGCACUUUUUGAUAGUGUAGUGUUAAAUUUGAAGAAAUGCCACAUUGAUUAAUUGUCCAUAUUGUGUUUUUUUUAGUGGCUGAACGUGGCAUCAGUGCAGGCUUGUGAAACAAGAUCCUUUUGUAAAAACUUACGUUCUUUGAGUUGAUCCAGACGUCCCAUUGUAGGUUAAUGGGAAAUCUGAAUCUAAUCGUAUUCCUCAUUCAUCCAGCCAUGUGAAAGCUAGUUUUUCUUUUAGAGUUUGUCCUCUUUAUAGCUGUUGGUUGAUCUGAGUGGAUGUUUAGGGAAGUUUGGUUUAAUUAGACCAAUAUAAUAUCACAGAAGACUUUGCCUGCCAUCAGUCAAAUGAAGGAGAAUUUUUUUUUUGCCAUUUUUGAAUGUGUAACCUAAUCGUACCAUAACACAACUCUACAUUGCCAUCUGGUGUCUCUUGAAACCAAACGCUUGAAACCUGAUAGGUUGCUGGAUGUGUCGCUGUGGCUGUCUAUCAAACCAAGCUCUUUGUAUUCAUCUAAUAUUAAGGACCUUUAACUCAGAAGGUUCAGUACUCUCAACGCACUGUUACUGCUCGUCCCGCUUUACAAUACAAUGACCAGUAGAUGUUAAAUAUUUGUGGACGGGACACAUUCAGGAAGCACCACCGGCCGUUUACCUGCUCUAGUGAAUUAGCUCUGUGCUGGCAUAUUGCCCUCCCUUUUCAUGGAAAACAAUCAGCUGAUUUUCAGUGGUAGCACUGCUAAUGAAGAUCUGAUCAUUUUAACCAUUAAACUUGUGAGAGGAGGCACUGUCUUUCAAUGGGGACAAGUAAAAAUGGACCACCAGACAUUGAAGUUCUGGAGGAUUGUGUUCUUGGUUGCAAGAAUGACCAGACUAGUUAGAUCAUUGGCUGUGGUAGUAUUUGGGAUCAUCACCUACUGGUACUUUUGGAAUCGCAAUGCUGUCGUCAUUUAACGUUAAGUGGGACUAAACUGAGGGCUCUUCUCAAACUGCUCCGAGCUGUAAGCUGUAACAUUAAGACUGGCAACCAAACAACUGCCCCACUAUAACACGAUUCCUGGGAGUAUAUAAUCUUACCACAUCACUUGACUUCUGACACAGCCUCGACAAAUCUGCCGUUCAAUGAGCAAAAAGUGAGUGCAUACUACUCUGUAAUGGUUGUUUAUUUGUUUGUUGGGGAACACCACCCGUUAGUCAAUGGUAGAAAACAUUUCUAGUGUGUAUUUCAAUGAUUGAAAGUCCAUUUUUACAAUUUUUGUGAAUGGUUCAAGGCCACUUAAGUUUAGUGCAUGAUUUAAAAAACACACCAAGGGAGAUGGAUGGAAGCCUCUCCCUGUUUUAAAACAUGAAAAUUAGUACAAGAACAAAACAAAUACUAAAGUGAAAUAGCUGAAACGUGAAAGUUUAUGUACUGUGCACCAAGAGCAAACCAUGGAAUUUGUCUGACUGAGAAUAGUGUUUGAAGAUGAAGGCCUUAUGUGAACUGUAUAAUAGUUAAUAAAUUAAAUCUUGUAAAAUUGUCCUCAG
Messenger RNA from Epinephelus fuscoguttatus (brown-marbled grouper), 7823 nucleotides. Its product is annotated as rho GTPase-activating protein 35-like. NCBI's taxonomy places the organism in Eukaryota, Metazoa, Chordata, Actinopteri, Perciformes, Serranidae. The record is from RefSeq and is a predicted model, not a curated record. Gene Ontology annotation, molecular function: GTP binding; GTPase activity. Gene Ontology annotation, biological process: signal transduction. Bases 904 to 5493 code for a protein of 1529 amino acids. The transcript is spliced from 7 exons.